Messenger RNA from Felis catus (domestic cat), 1171 nucleotides. RefSeq names its product proline rich 15 (gene PRR15). NCBI's taxonomy places the organism in Eukaryota, Metazoa, Chordata, Mammalia, Carnivora, Felidae. The transcript is spliced from 2 exons. The record is from RefSeq and is a predicted model, not a curated record. Bases 197 to 586 code for a protein of 129 amino acids.
CGUCCGCCCGCGCCCCCCGGGGACGCGGCGGUGCCCUCGGAGGGCCGCGUAGCUCCCGGCCUGCGGGUGCUCGGACCCGGGCCGAUCCGGCCGCCGCCUAGGCUUCCACCCCGUAGUCUGCUUUCCUGCCGCGGACCGCCGGCCCCACCGGGAAAGAGGGCGCUUCCCCACCUGCCGCGCCCCGCGCCGCCCGGCCAUGGCCGACAGCGGCGGCACGGGCAGCUCUGGGUCCUGGUGGAAAUCGCUAACCAACAGCAGAAAGAAAAGCAAGGAAGCCGCGGUAGGGGCGCAGCCUCCCGCCCAGCCUGCCCCCGGGGAGCCCGCGCCGCCCGCGCCACCCAGCGCCGACUGGACUGGCAGCUCCCGGGAGAAUCAGCACCCCAAUCUCUUUGGGGGCGCCGGCGAGCCCCACAAGCCGGACAAGUUGUGCGGGGAGAAGUCAGGCAGCAGCCGCCGCAAUUUGAAGAUCUCGCGCUCCGGCCGCUUUAAGGAGAAGAGGAAAGUGCGCGCCACUCUGCUCCCCGAAGGAGUCAGGUCCCCUGAGGAGGCGGGCUUCCCUGGUGACCCCCACGACGACAAGCAAUAGCCACAGCGCAGCGGGACUGUCUUUCUCCCCACCACUCCUCCCUACCCUAGCCCGAGAAUUGCGGCCCGCCCCGGUAACCUGGUUCUAAUCCCACCAACUUCUGAGUAUUCACACGAGGCCUCCACGAUUUUAAUUUCCUGGAAAUUGAAGUGUCGGUUAAGUUUUCAAUAUUUCAUGGCUCGAGGAGGCACUGAAUAUGUACUUGUGGUAAGCGAAGAUACCUGCCACAGAGGAAGUUGGCAUAAUCCUUUUUUUCCCCCCAAGAGUGGCCCCUUGUGCCACCUGGGGAGUGAGAAGGGUACUUCUCUGAGUGGGUCACUCACCUGGAACUGCACAGCCCCUCCAACGAGGAAGCAGUGCUCCGUUUCAGGACUCGCUGUUGGAGAGCAAAUCACACUGCUGUUUUUAACGCCAGAGAAAUGCACUUUAGAAGUACUUGUGUAGACUCGUACCUAAGGGAAGGGCUGAGAGGGACCAGGAAGCAUUCUUAGAAGCAUUAGAAGUAAGGCAAGAUUGCUUUUAAUGUUGAACUACAAAACUGUACUGCCUGUUUUAGUGUGGACCAUUAAACCCGCUGCACCGUAA